AUGUCUUGGAUUACCGGCCGGACAAAGCACAGCGACGAGGAGGAAAGUAACCUUGGGGUUGAUUGGAUUCUGCAAUAUGAUUUCAGCGAACUCGAUCAGACGGAAGCCAUUUCAGAAUAUCGCAGCCUUAUCCAGGAUUUGACUAAAGCGGGCCUUCGAGUACAGGUCCGCCAUGGCCAUGGCUCAACGUUGCUGGUGUGCAUUCAUGUACCCCGAGAUCGCCUAGGGAAGAUGGUCCACCAAUCGAGAAUCAAAGAUUGGCUAUUUGGCAUCACACAUUCACUACCCGCCGGUCACGAAGACACCGUUGCCGCUUCCGAGACGCCCUCGGAGGAGAUUCGAUCCGUGUUUCAUGCUGUGACCUGGCCCGCCAAGCUGGGUGGUGCUGGGAUCACUCCGGGGGUAGGGAAAUGGAAAAACAUCACAGCGUCAUUCCCAUUGCAUGAUCGAGACGCCUGCUCUGAUUUGAUGAGUCAGUGGAACCGAAAGACCAACCUUACUAUGCAAGAUUUGGAUGCUAUUCGUGCAUUAUUUGGCGAGAAGGUCGCAUUCUAUUUUGCCUUUAUUCACUGCUACUCGCUAUUUUUAUCAUUUCCCGCGGCGCUAGGUAUACUCGGAUGGUGGUUCCUCAGUCCAUACUCAAUUGUCUACGGGAUCGCGCUCUGUGUUUGGUGCGUGGUGUUUGUUGAGUUUUGGAAAAUCCGGGAAUUGGACUUGAGCGUGCGAUGGAAUGUCAAGGGAGUGGGACAGCUCAAGGUAAACCGCGCGCAAUAUCGAUGGGAGAAGGAAGCUCAAGAUCCGGUCUCGGGCGAGAUCAAGUAUGUGUUUCCAGCUUGGAAACAGCUCUUGCGCCAACUUCUGCUGGUCCCAUUUGCAAGUGUCGCCAGUAUUGCUCUCGGCACGCUGAUUGUGGUCACAUUUGCCAGUGAGGUCUUUAUUUCCGAAGUUUAUAAUGGUCCUUUGAAGGGAUACCUCGAGUUUAUUCCGACGAUUUUAUUCUCGCUCUCUCUGCCAGCGAUCACCUCCUUUCUCACGGGUAUCGCCAAACGACUGACCGAAUACGAGAAUUACCGCACACAGGAUCUACACGAUCUUGCGCACACCCAAAAGACCUUCGUCAUGCAUUUCAUCACUUCUUUCCUGCCGACCAUUCUCACUGCAUACGUCUAUGUGCCCUUGGGUCAUCGCAUUGUCCCCCAAUUGGAUAUCCUAAGCCGGUUUGGAAUCGAAACAUUCAGCAACAAAGAGUUCGAGGUGGACACCUCUCGCUUCCAGGCUGAGGUCAUUUAUCUCUCAAUGACCGCUCAGGUUUUUAGCUUCAUGGAGGAAAUUGUGGUUCCUUAUGUGAAACAUGUGCUUUGGCAGAAAUGGCAGGAUUACCGCCAGCACAAGGCCGGAUUGAAGCGGCAACGAAGCUUUUCCAAAGCGACCGACCUACUGCUGAUGGAUGCUCCUCAUGAAGCAGCCUUCAUGCGUCGUGUUCGUAGCGAAGCUAGUGCUGAAGAAUACAAGGUGGAGGACGACAUCUUGGAGAUGUGCGUGCAAUUUGGCUAUCUGGCACUGUUUGGAGUCGCGUGGCCACUGGUCCCGCUCGGGUUUUUGCUGAACAACUGGCUUGAGGUUCGGGGUGACUUUUUCAAACUGACCCUGGAAUGUCAACGUCCUCCCCCAGUGCGAGCUGAUUCGAUCGGGCCGUGCAUCCUUGGUCUGGACUUUCUCGCCUGGCUGGGCACCUUGUCAACAGCAGCCAUCGUGCACCUCUACCGGGGGCCCAUCUCUGAGGUUCGCCUUUCGUCAUUGCUGCUCACCAUCUUCGUCGCCGAACAGGCGUACUUGGGCAUUCGGUUCACUGCCACCUCUGUGCUUCGGAAAAUUCUCACCGAUACUCUCCGUCACGAGGAAGCUAGCCGAUAUGCGGUGCGCAAGGCCUACCUUGAGAUGCAGCAGUCACGCUACUGUUCACCUGACUCCCCGAGGCGGGUACGCCAGCGUGUGCGUUUCCACGAACGUGUAGACGUGUACAGUAGUGACACCACCGUCUCACCGGAGGGGUCUCCUUCGCCGACCAGGGAGCAGCAGCAGCAGCCCAUCAAUGAAGAUCUCCGUGGCUCCGACCAAGAAGCCGAUUUCUGGGAUAGCCAGCACUGUGAUCCGACUGACGCGGGCGUCAAGAUCAUUCGCGCGUUGAGUCAACCUAGACAGGAAAAUAAAGGAGAGAAGGGUGCGUGA
This is a messenger RNA of Penicillium oxalicum, 2229 nucleotides long. RefSeq names its product anoctamin family protein. The record is from RefSeq and is a predicted model, not a curated record. Gene Ontology annotation, molecular function: chloride channel activity. NCBI's taxonomy places the organism in Eukaryota, Fungi, Ascomycota, Eurotiomycetes, Eurotiales, Aspergillaceae. The transcript is spliced from 4 exons. Gene Ontology annotation, cellular component: cortical endoplasmic reticulum. Gene Ontology annotation, biological process: chloride transmembrane transport. The coding region runs from base 1 to 2229 and encodes 742 amino acids.